Molecule: messenger RNA, 2537 nt
Organism: Brassica napus (rape)
Lineage: Eukaryota; Viridiplantae; Streptophyta; Magnoliopsida; Brassicales; Brassicaceae
Product: ATP-dependent helicase rhp16
Exons: 15
Coding region: 241-2355 (704 amino acids)
Molecular function (GO): ATP binding; metal ion binding; ATP-dependent chromatin remodeler activity
Source: RefSeq, a predicted model, not a curated record
CAGGUGUGACUGUGAUGUCAAACAAAAGUCAGGUAGUCGGACGAAUAGGAAGCUGACGCGUGUGUUUUUGCGUUUCCCGCGUUAUUGACAGUUACACUGUUAAUAAACCUAUGCUCUAUUGAAGAAGGCUAAGAGGCUUCUUUUGCUUCUCUUAGAACUUUCCCCGCUCGAUGUUCUCCGCGCGACGAUUUUGAUAAACCCUAAUUCCCCAAUCGCCUAUCGUCAAUUUCUGGGCGCGGGAUGAAGAUACAAGCCGGCAAGAAGGCGAUUCAUCCUUUCAACGAAGUUGACAACGUUGAGGAAGACGGGGAUGACGAAUCUUCUUCAGAUGGCAAGCGGUUGUGGGAGAUCCGGGAAAAAGAAGAUCAGAAAUGGAUCGAUGAACAUGAGACAGAGGAUGGAGAUUUGGAUCAUCUGAAUAAUGUGAUUACUGAAACUGCCGAGCCGCCUCCUGAUUUGAUUAUUCCGCUGUUAAGGUACCAAAAGGAGUUUUUAGCAUGGGCAACAAAACAGGAACAAUCAGCUGUAAGAGGAGGCAUUCUCGCAGACGAGAUGGGGAUGGGAAAAACCAUACAAGCCAUCUCUCUUGUUCUUGCCAGACGUGAAGCUGCCAGGGCUCUGUUUAGAGAAACAAUGGGGCUCACCCUUGUAAUUUGUCCUCUUGUUGCUGUUUCUCAGUGGUCAGAUGAGAUUGAGCGGUGUACAUCCCCGGGAAGCGCCAAGGUCCUUGUAUACCAUGGGGCUAAGAAAGUGAAGAAUGCUGAAGAGUUCAAGAAGUACGACUUUGUAUUGACAACAUAUUCUACGCUUGAGAGUGGAUACAGGGGAUGCAUCGUGUCGUCCAAGACUGAACAAACAUUAGAGGAAGAUCAGAUUGGUAAAGUGGUCAGAGAGAAGCCUAUUUUUCACUCUAUUAGGUGGAAUCGGAUCAUUUUGGAUGAGGCUCAUAACAUCAAAGAAAGACGUAGCAAAACUGCGAGAGCUGUUUUUGCUUUGGAGGCUAAGUACAGAUGGGCUUUGAGCGGUACCCCUUUCCAGAAUAAUAUUGGAGAGCUUUAUUCUCUGGUUCGCUUUCUGCAAAUUCGUCCAUACUCGUAUUACCUUUGCAAGGACUGUGACUGUGAACUUCUUGAUUUCCCUACGAAUUCAAGGUGUCAGUGCUCUGAUAACGCAUGGCGACAUUUUUGUUGGUGGAACAAGAACUUUGUGAAUAUGAUCAAGGGAAACGCGGAACGAAUAAAGCGAGCCAUGAUAUUUCUUAAGCACAAAAUUCUGAAAGACAUCCUCAUAAGACGUACUAAAUUGGGCCGGUCAGCUGAUCUUGCCCUUCCUCCUAGAAUCAUCACUCUGAGGCGGGAUGCACUAGAUAUAAAAGAGUUUGAUUACUAUGAAUCACUAUACAAACAGAGUCAAGCGCAAUUUAAUACGUAUGUUGAGGCUGGGACAUUGAUGACUAACUAUGCACAUAUAUUUGAUCUUCUUACCCGUCUUAGACAGGCUGUUGAUCAUCCAUACCUUGUGGUGUAUUCACAAGCUAGUGGUGCCAAUGCUAACUUGAAUGAUGAGAACAAAAAGGAGAGCGAAUGCGGUCUCUGCCACGAACCGGCUGAGGACAGCGUUGUGACUUCUUGUGCGCAUGUGUUCUGUAAAGCUUGUUUGAUUGAUUUCUCUGCAUCCCUGGGAAAAGUCAGCUGCCCGACAUGCUCGAAACUACUGACUAUGGAUUUGACUACCAACGCUGACACAGAGCAACAGGCGGAAAGCAAGACAACACUUAAAGGAUUGAGAGCCUCAAGCAUUAUGAAUCAGUUAAAGCUCGAUGAUUUCCAAACAAGUACAAAGAUAGAGGCUUUGAGGGAAGAAAUCAGGCUCAUGGUUGAAAGAGAUAGGUCUGCCAAAGCAAUUGUUUUCAGCCAAUUCACAUCAUUUUUGGAACUGAUAGACUACACCCUCGGGAAGUGUGGGGUUAGUUGCGUUCAACUGGUGGGAACAAUGUCCAAGGCAGCUAGAGAUGUUGCCAUCAAUAAAUUCAGAGAAGAUCCAGAUUGCAAAGUUUUCUUGAUGAGUAUGAAAGUUGGAGUGGUUGCUCUCAACCUAACAGUUGCCUCGCAUGUGUUCAUUAUGGAACCGUGGUGGAACCCAGCGGUUGAGAGGCAAGCACAAGACAGAAUACAUAGGAUCGGACAGUACAAGCCAAUCAGGGUUAUGAAAUUCAUAAUAGAGAACACAGUGGAGGAAAGGAUUCUGAAGCUUCAAAAGAAGAAGGAACUUUUGUUUGAAACGGCCGUUGAUGGUUCUCAGCGGGGCAUAGGAAAGUGGACAUCUGAAGAUUAUAAGUUUCUGUUUACCACCUAACUGAAUCUAUCAGAAUAUAAACGUUUUUGUAUGUGGGAUCAUAAGACAUUUGAUGAUGACUCAUCUAUGAUUUGAUACUCCCUUGCAAGAGAUUACAAUAUUUCUCUGAUGAAAUCAAGGUUAAGCGUGUCCUUGACAAUGAGAAACAAACCAAGAAAUAUCACAAGCAAGAUUCCAGACGA